UUCCUCCCCCUUUACAUAUGAAUGACGCCAGUGCUGGAGAAAGGAGCGCUGAGAACAGAGCCGGAGACAGGAGCUUUGGAAGGGAAUAAGCAGGGAACAGUGGCCAAGAGCAAAUCUAAAUACAUCCUGGUGAGGAUGAAAAGUGCGGCCGAGACAGGCUACUGUUUCAACGUCAGGAGACUCCGGCUGCAGGAGAAACUGGUCCUGUACAAGUACGAUCCCAUUGCAAAACAACGUGUCCUCUUCACAGAGAAGAGAAAAAUCCGCUCUCUCUGAACAAUGACCGGAGUUGAUUUAUGUGAGAAGAGAGAUGGUCUGGGGGGAGGAUGGGGUGAAUACUGAUUCAGAAAUCCAGCAACAUGGGCUGAAAAGAGAGGAAAUGAACUGGGAUCACCGUCUCCUGUGAUUUGAAGGCCAUUGUGAAUAAAACAAUGUAGAGAGAGAAAAUUCUUAAUGUCUGGACAUAGAUCAUCAGAGUAACAUUUAUUUAUCUUUUGAGUUAUUUUUACAGUACUCAAUUAAAAAAAAAUUAAAUAGCAAA
Molecule: messenger RNA, 541 nt
Organism: Pezoporus occidentalis (night parrot)
Lineage: Eukaryota; Metazoa; Chordata; Aves; Psittaciformes; Psittacidae
Gene: MRPL33
Product: mitochondrial ribosomal protein L33
Exons: 4
Coding region: 22-276 (84 amino acids)
Biological process (GO): translation
Cellular component (GO): mitochondrion; ribosome
Molecular function (GO): structural constituent of ribosome
Source: RefSeq, a predicted model, not a curated record